AUGUCGAGUCGCUCACCGCUUCCAACUACUGUAGAUCCAAGGAUCAGCCAAGAUACAAGCAAACCAAGGGGUGCCAAUCGAAGUACCAAAGGGGCUCACAAGUUAAAGGUUUUACCCGAACAACCAGACCCGGCCACUCAGUCUCGCAUUGGUUCCGAUGAAGACGGGGAUGAAGACGAUGAAGAGGCUCGCUUGAUAGGGAAGACUAGCGAUGGUGAUGCCGACGCAGAUGAUGAAGACGCGGAGGUUUACAAGCAAAUUGCCCAAAUUCCGGCCGGAACUGCUAGAAAAGACGCUCGUAAAUUAACUAAGAAGGAAAAGUCCAAACUACCCCGAGUUACUGCCUACUGCACUGCACAAUCUUAUAAGAUGGAUGACUUAAUGAAGUUUUUUCUCGCCCGAAAAUCUGCUUAUCAUACCGCACCUCAGCUAUUUGACGAAGUCUUGUAUACUCCCUAUUCUUACGAUUCCAAAUCCCCAACUGAACAGUAUCGGCACAAGCCUGUGACAUCCGAAGGCGAUCUUCUUGGAGUUCCCGAGCUUGCCCCAGCGACAACUUGA
Molecule: messenger RNA, 561 nt
Organism: Rhizoctonia solani
Lineage: Eukaryota; Fungi; Basidiomycota; Agaricomycetes; Cantharellales; Ceratobasidiaceae
Exons: 4
Coding region: 1-561 (186 amino acids)
Source: RefSeq, a predicted model, not a curated record